CGCAACCACUGAAGGACUGGAAUUCGUUCUCGACACCAUCCAUGAUCAUUUUCGCGCGACAUCCUCCUUUUUCAAUCCUGGUUGUAGGUAUUUCGACCUUGGUCCUUUCUGUGACGGCUACCACCACCAUCAAUAAUAUACGGGCUGCACAACACCGUCAUGGGCCCCCUCACCACAGCCUCAAGCGUCAUCAAGAACCUCGCGCCUGUCGCCUGUCAUUGGACGAGAGUCCGGCAGGCGUCACCUCCCACUCCGUCUGAAUGCUGGAAACCGCACAUAUUUCUUUAUCCGCCUUCACAUGUGUUGCAAGGUAGCCACGGCAGAGACAGACCACGGUGGGCCGGCUAGCGGUUGGCCGUUGUGGACUUGCCCCCCUUCCAAAGACAAAGGUAGCCGCCGGUGACCGUGUCCGGAGUUUCCAAAGCCCAUCUCGAGGAUAAGGUAGGUACCUACCAACUGAACCUGUCAGAGCCUGGCUUCCCGUCGCAAAUCGCAGGUGGAAUCACGUUUCCGACGUGACACAUUACGCUGUUCAUUCUACAUCUCAACAGUUUCAUUGAGGGAACUGAGGUGGUCGCGGCAGAGACCCGAGAUCACGGUGAUUACCUGCCGGUGGACGAUGCUGCGCAAUGUGGUACUCCCGAUCGCUUCCACCCCCGUCGAUGGAUUCCAGUGCACAGAUUCCUGAGAGCUCACUGCAGAUGUACCUAGGAUGCUGAGAUGCUGAUAUGGUGCAAUGGAUGGGGGAAAGAGGUACGUAGUGUAGGCAAUUGACGGUGUUCUCUACAUGAGUACAUGACGACGGAGACCACUCGGAGUCGCCACUUUCUGUUCACACAGUAGGUUGGCUUGACUUGAUGCUUGGCCAGCCUGUUUGCUCCAAAAGUGCUUUAUCUGAUCUGCCCCUCCAUCCCUUCAUCUGCCUGGUGUAUAAAACCUGCCCCUCGCCAUUCCAAGGCCAUUGACCUCUUUCCGUCAAGUCAUUCUUAUUCCGUCGAGUGUUUCCGUCAUCUUCACCACUUGCUGCAGAGUACCAUUCAUCAUGGCCUCACCACCUAUACCCAUUCAGUCGUCCGGGCGACGUAGGGGGUCUGCCGCACGUAGGGAGUCUCGGGACUUCCAUGACACCAUCUUCGACACAGUAUCCCUUCUCGGGACCUCGUACCUGUCCACCGCACCAAUCGCCCAAGAGAUCCUCGCCAGGGAUUUAGCAGAGUUGGAGGAUGACGAGCAACAUGAACGAGACGAGGAAUGCCGCUCCGAUGAUGAGGAAGAUGUCGAACCGCCUAUCGAUGUCGGGUCUCUACCCGUUGGUCAUCUCGUCUCACGGCCUGGCGGUGUCGCUUAUGGCACCCUCAGACCCAUCAUCGCCAGCGAAAUGCAAGGUAGUCCGAUUGUUUGCGAGACCGACGUUGUCGAAUCGCGCGCCGCAGAACGCAGUCUUCUUCGCGAUAACCAUUUGCUCCCACCCAAGCAUCCUCGGUCACCCGACGAUCCUCUAUGGAAGAAAAUGUACCGCCGUCUGUUUAGCACCAAGGUCCCUGUCUCAGACAAGGCCUUCGAGGAGACACCGCUCCUUCAGGAGUAUCCUUUGCCGCCAUCGCCAACCAUCAGCGAGGAGAUCAAUCAGUGGGAACGAGCUGUUGCUCAGAACAUGCUCAAGACAACCUGGCAACGUGAGGCCCAGACAAUUACCAAGUACUCGCGAUCACUGAUCGUGACUUUCCUGCUGCACUACUCGGUCACCGUGACCAGUGUCUUUACAGUCGGACGAAUUGGGCGCUUGGAGCUCGGAGCAGUCAGUCUUGCUACCAUGACGGCCAACAUCACAUGUUACGCUCCAGUUCAGGGGCUUUCGACAUGCUUGGAUACGCUCUGCGCCCAGGCAUUUGGUUCUGGUCACAAGAAGCUGGUUGGACUUCAGCUACAGAGAAUGACUUAUCUUUUAUGGCUUCUGCUCCUGCCCAUCGCAACACUAUGGUGGUUCUCGGGUGGUGUCUUGCACCGCAUUAUCCCCGAUCCGGAUACCGCAGCACUGGCCGGCAUGUAUCUUCGAGUCCUCAUUCUUGGAACUCCCGGAGUGGCGGCCUUUGAGAGCGGCAAGCGCUUCGUCCAAGCCCAAGGUCUCUUCCACGCCACCACAUUCGUUCUGCUUAUUGGUGCACCACUGAACGUGCUGGCUAACUGGUUUUUCGUUUGGAGGAUGGGAUGGGGAUUCACGGGUGCCGCAAGCGCUGUCGUUUUUACGCAGAAUCUUUUGCCGUUCCUUCUCUUCCUUUAUGUCCGCUUCAUCCAGGGUAUGGAGUGUUGGAACGGACUGAGUCGACAUGCGUUCAGUAACUGGGGUCCUAUGAUCCGAUUGGCUUUGCCUGGCAUGAUCAUGGUUGAAGCUCAAUACUUUGCUUUUGAAGUUCUCACUCUUGCCGCCAGUCAAUUCGGCAGUGCCCAUCUGGCUGCGCAGAGCGUCCUCGUCACGGUCACAUCGACGACGUUCAACAUUCCUUUCCCACUCUCUAUUGCUGCGUCUACGCGUGUGGCUAACCUCAUUGGCGCCAAACUGAGUGACGCUGCCCGUACCAGUGCCAAAGUGGCACUGUGCUGCGGUAUUGUUGUUGGUCUGUUCAACAUGACACUACUAAGCAGUUUGAGGUUUAAGAUUCCGUAUCUUUUCACCAAGGAUGAAGAAGUGGCUGCUAUCGUGUCCAAGGUCCUACCAAUCUGCGCAGUGUUGCAAUUGGUCGAUGCUCUGGCGGCCAUAUCCCACGGUCUGCUCAGAGGUAUUGGCAGACAAGGAAUUGGCGGUUUCACCAAUCUCUUCUCGUACUACCUGAUUGCCCUGCCCAUUUCGUUCUCGACUGGAUGGGCUCUGGGAUGGCAACUGCAAGGACUCUGGUUUGGAGUUGCAAUUGGUUUGGCCGUGGUAUCCACAGUUGAGCUCUGGUAUCUCCACCAAGCCGAUUGGGAGCACGCGGUCCAAGAAGCCGAAAACCGGCUGAGGUCUGAUGAAGCUUGUCAUCAAAGUCAGCGUAGGGAGUCUAAGUAAUGCCUUGGCUGCGGCUGAGGCUGGUGAGCAUCAAGAUGGCGGAAGUAAAAAUUACCGAAACGAAACGAAGACGAGAAGAACAGAAACAAAGAACGAGGUGUGUGGGUGCGCAAAAGGGAGGUUGCAUUGUCCCGGGUUUGAUGAUUUGCGUACUUUGCAUGAACCACAUAGCCGCCGUGUGGCACAGCUUUGAAAGCAUGAUAUUACGGAGUUUGGUUCUCACGGUGUCCAGUCAACAUGUAUUGCAUCUUAUGUUAGGUUAGUGUAGACGUUCGAGUUGUUGUGAGGAUGGAGUCAUACAGAGAUUUGAAAACAAAAGUCGUUAUCAUUC
Neurospora crassa OR74A is the source of this 3374-nucleotide messenger RNA. RefSeq lists its product as hypothetical. Bases 1043 to 3043 code for a protein of 666 amino acids. Gene Ontology annotation, molecular function: xenobiotic transmembrane transporter activity; antiporter activity. The transcript is spliced from 6 exons. The record is from RefSeq and is a predicted model, not a curated record. NCBI's taxonomy places the organism in Eukaryota, Fungi, Ascomycota, Sordariomycetes, Sordariales, Sordariaceae. Gene Ontology annotation, biological process: xenobiotic detoxification by transmembrane export across the plasma membrane. Gene Ontology annotation, cellular component: membrane.